GGUCCCCCGCAAGCUCCUCAAUCUGGCAGUGUAAAUACUCCGGUAUUGCGUCCUGAACGUCUUCUCUCUGAUUUUAAAUCUCCCCGAGUCCCUGAGCUCCGUGAAUUCCCUGUCCAAUGGAACUUCAUCCCUCCCGAUGUUGUUGGUUUCAGACAUCUGCGCUGAUCACCACAAUCACCGGAGUCCCCUCGUCCAAAUUGACCAUCAGGAGAUGAAAAUCGACUGCAUUUUUACUGUCACUCAUUUGUCUGUUUACACGAGAGAUAUUUAUUGUACGAUUUAUGAACGACGUUUGAUGGGAAUGAAAAUAUUCCGGCGUCACCUGUCGAGUGGGUAAAACAGAGCGGCUGUUCCAGACACUCGGGAUGAGCAACUGAAAUUGACAAGUGUCAAGUGUCUCGUGUGGAUUGAUUCUGUUCACUUGAAUAAUCCAGUGUUUUGUGAAUCUAAAGUGUUUCGUCCUCAAGUGAGACGUUUAUCCCCGAGUUAUGGGUGAUGAAGAGGAUAAAUCGCCUUGCAACCACUUGAGUGCAAAAGAGUUGAUGCUGACUCGUGGAAUUCGCGCUCAGGCAUAUGACGAGUACGCGAGAUCCUCCCUGGUUCUACCAAAAUGUGGAGAGAAGUUGUUCGAGCCGAAUGGCUCCUGGCUGCAGGAGAAACAGAUCAGUACGAAUCUGGAGAACAUGAGGGACCUUCUGAAAAUCGAGAGGGUGAACAGACUGUCGCAGCUGGCGGUGGCAGAGUGGCUCCCCAAUGAGAAGAGGGCCCUUGUCACCAAGAGAUCUGGUGUCGAGUGGACUAAUUAUGGGAUUGAACUGAACAGGAAUCUUUAUUUGAUACCUGAGGAGGCACUGUUGCUUCUAGAAUUGAACUGUCUCGAGUUGAUGUUCAACGGUCUCUCCCUGUCGAUCCACCAGGCCUACGAGCUCCUUCUGGACUCCCCUCACUCCUCCGUCACCCUCCCCGAGUACCGAGUCUUCAGCCACCUCUCGCGCCUGGGGUACCGUCUCCAACGUUUCCACUACGACAAGCCCGAGCGUUCCGAGGACGUCUCCCACCCAAAGAAGAAAGUGAUCGUGGUCCCGGAGAACGGCGAGUGGAUGACGGACCAAAAGCCCCUCAAGGAGUCCCCCGAGGCCCCCAAGGACGCCUCAAAAAUCGAAAUCGAGGUCAAGGAGACCCUCAAAACGAUGAUAAACACGAUUGAAACCGACGAGUCGCCAGAGCCCAACGGAAAUUCCCAGGACCCCGAAGACCCGAAAAAACCCAAGUCCACGAGGCUGGAGAUAGUCUCCGAGGAGACAAUGGUGAACCCCAUAAAGAUCGUGCGCCCUUCAGACCCCUCAAACCAGACUCCAAAAUGGACAGCAUCAAGGAUCCAGAGAAACGUUAAACAACUCCCCCGAAGAAACGACAACAAACGAAAGCUCCAGAUCUCCUCAGACAAGAGACCAGACUCUGACUCCCCCCAGUCCAAAAAACCGAAGCACGAGGUGAUAGAGCUCUCAGACGACGACGUCCAGGAGAUCCCGAUAAUUCCCUCUCGAAUGGACCUGCUGAAUCAAUUCCCAAACACAGCGAACAACAACAGGAUCAGAAUUACGAGCGAGUGGAUUCCCCCCAACGUGAGCCCCCAGAGGACGAUUUACCAGUGCGACAGAGGGCACCUGGAGAGGGUCAACGAGACUGACAAGGCCCUGAGAUCGUCAGGGAAGUCUGUGAGGUGUCUGACGCCUUACGACAACAGAUUCAGUGGUAACAGGUACCCUGGCCCCAGCUGGAGGCAGAAUUGGCCCCCGAAUUAUCAGAAUGGGGGCUAUGGGUUCAGCCAGGGCUACAGGGGCCAGUACUACCCUGGGAACUGGGUGCAGCAGAGGAUUCAGGAGAAUCUCAUCGUCAAUCAGAUGAACACUGGGGGAUUUUCGAGUCGAUGGUCGUCUUUUCAGCAGGUCAACAUCUUCAGGAACUCGUUGAUGCUGGGGUAUAACAUGGCAGCAGCGACCAUUCAGAAUUCUCUGAAUUUGUGUAACAGUGUGAUGUGGCAGACGCAGAACUUCUUCAGGGGGAGGGGGCACGAUCCCAGGGGCCAGAGGGGGUUUAGGGGGGCUGGGGGACCGAGGAUGGGACCCCCCAGGCAGGAGAACGAGGCUGGAAUGUAUCAGGCGUCGUUCGUGAGGGUCCCGGCCUCGUCGUGGUCGGAGCUCAAGCAGAAGUGGAGGGAGGACAAGACCAUUACCAUUGACGAUGAGGAGGACAAGGUGGAUUGCAGCGAGGUGGAGCUCGUCGAGGAGAACAUUCAGCCGUUGGUUGGGGCGAGACAUGCUGGGAACGUUGGGGAGGUCUUCGAGAGACUGAGGAUCAUCAAAGCCGCGGGGGAGAGGACUGUCAGGAAGAAGAGGGGCGAGCACAGGAUUUCUUACAAGGUCUUUGCCAAUAACAUGGCGCAUUUCAGGAAGGCCAAUCCAGGGACGCCCAUGUUUCAUGUCGUUGUGACGAGUUAUCGCAAGCAGUUUCCACAACCAGUGGAGCUCAACAGGCUUCAACAGGAUUGCAACAGUACGUCUGUCGUCUUCGCUGUUGUUUCAGACUCGUCCACUGUCUAUCUGCAAACCGGAGUCAUCUCGCUGCCAAAUCUAGCCAAUGAAUAUUAGUCAGGAGGCUUUCGUACUGUUUCCAAUGUUGUUAAUAAAUGGAAAAUCCCUGGAAGAAAACGUCUCGUUUUAUUUCUUUGACUCCAGGUCCUUUCAUUUUCUCUUCAUCAAUUGAUGUAAUAAUAUAGUAAUAAUUAUUAAUAAUAACAUUAAUGAAAUCUUUUUUUAUUAAGCACAAACCUGAUGGUUACACAGCUAUAUAAACAAAAAUAGAAAUAAAGAAAGAAAGUAGUGCACAGAAGAUAGAUUUGGUACGUUGUAUUAAUGAAAUUUGUAAUUAUCUCAAGAGUGAAGGAUUUUAGGGGAAUGGGUCAAAGGACAAUUUUUAUAGAUCAAAAAAUUCCCUACAAGAAAUAU
Molecule: messenger RNA, 3008 nt
Organism: Diachasma alloeum
Lineage: Eukaryota; Metazoa; Arthropoda; Insecta; Hymenoptera; Braconidae
Gene: Tsen54
Exons: 4
Coding region: 489-2651 (720 amino acids)
Biological process (GO): tRNA-type intron splice site recognition and cleavage
Cellular component (GO): tRNA-intron endonuclease complex
Source: RefSeq, a predicted model, not a curated record